AUGGCGUCUACGACCACCGUCCUCCUCCUGUUGUCGAUCAUCGUCGGUCUCGCUGCUAUCUCCGCCACCGCCAGGCCUUGCAAGACGAUCUUCUUCAUCACAUCCACUUCCUCCUCCUACUACCCAGCCGACAAUAAUCACCCUGGAAACCCUAAUUUCCCCCACCAAAACCCUACUAACUCCCCUCGUUUGACCUUCUUCAUCACCGAAAUCCACGAAUUCCACCGCAGCAGGUCCUUCCCCCGUCCGAUCUUCCCCGACCGAGCAGUGGAAGAUGUCGUCUCUUCAAAACCCUCUUCUUCUUCCUCGUUUCGCGAUCGCACCCUGGACAUCAUCAGUAUUGUCGGCGCUCUACUCGUCGGUGUAGGCUGCGGGGCUCUCACCGCCGCAACCAUGUACUUAAUCUGGUCCGUAUGUUCUAGCAGACGCUUGGAUUUCGGCUCCGAUUCCGAUGAGGAAGAGUACGACGUCGACGAUGAGGAUGACGUCACCCAUAACAAGAACGGUUACGCCCCUAUCCCUGCCGCCACCAAGCCUGUGCCACCUUCUGCCGAUGAAGUCGAUGCAAUGAAAUAG
Messenger RNA from Lactuca virosa, 576 nucleotides. NCBI's taxonomy places the organism in Eukaryota, Viridiplantae, Streptophyta, Magnoliopsida, Asterales, Asteraceae. The record is from the annotation of a GenBank genome assembly.